Limanda limanda (common dab) is the source of this 399-nucleotide messenger RNA. It is a transcript of the gene mia, whose product is annotated as MIA SH3 domain containing. Lineage: Eukaryota; Metazoa; Chordata; Actinopteri; Pleuronectiformes; Pleuronectidae. The transcript has 4 exons. The coding region runs from base 13 to 399 and encodes 128 amino acids. Gene Ontology annotation, molecular function: protein binding. The record is from RefSeq and is a predicted model, not a curated record. Gene Ontology annotation, biological process: extracellular matrix organization.
UCACAUACAGUCAUGACUUGCAAACGCUUGGUCGCUUUUUCCAUCUGGCUUUUGCUGGCAACAUGUGAAGCUGGAAGGCAGAUGCCAAAACUCUCCGAGAAGAAACUCUGCACUGAUUCUGACUGCAGCCAUCCCAUCUUGAUAGCUCGUGCAGUGCAGGACUACUAUCCUGGAGACUGCAGGUUCAUCCCCAUCAGACAGGGCCAGCUGGUUUAUGUAUAUGCAAUGCUAAAAGACAGAGGGAACCUCUUCUGGGCUGGCAGUGUUCAAGACUCUUAUUACGGACAACAGGAGGCUCGCAUUGGCCACUUCCCCAGCAGCGUUGUGGAGGAGACGCAUCCUCUCAUGGCGGCCAGCACUGAAGUCAGAACUACUAAAUGGGACUUCUACUGUAACUGA